ACCAGCAUAGCAACUGGAAGUUCCAAAUACCAGUGAACUCCUUGCCGGCAAGGAAGAGCAAGUGACCAGUACCCACCAAAUAAAUACUCUUAUCUGCUCCUCAAAAUGACAGAUCUGGUGGUUCUCCACUGUCCCAGCUGUGAAAUGGGAUUUCAUUCCAGGAGACUGCUAGACAAACACAUGGAAAAAUUCUGCAUUGGAGGAGAAACUACAACCACAUACCGGAACGGGCAUGCAUCACAUAAGGGAAAAGAGCCUAAGAAAACUGAGACACCAAACAAAACGGUAAAGGAAUUACAUGCCUGGAAAUCAAAGAGGCAUCCCUUCAGACACUUGGAAGAUGAGGAACUCAAGCAACAGGAACACCACUGCAGAAGUUUUGACCAUACAGGAAAUGUUCCAGAGAGUCCAGCUUUGAAAAAAUUGACUGAAGAGUUCCACAAGCUGCGAAUGUCACUGGAAGACACACUCCCUUCAUUCAGGACCUCCCAGAAAGAGGAUGGCAACAGCCACCAAAUUCUCCACCAGAAGGAAUACUGGCAGCGUCAGCAGCAAAUGAAGGAAGCCCAUGAACACCAGUUGGCUGAUAUCCAGACCAGGAACCAACACCUGCAGCAGCAGAAAGAUGAGAUCCAUAAGCGCCUGUCAGAGCUGAAAUUAGAGAAUCCGGCUACAAGUCACAUAGAACAGCUGCUAAUGGAACUGAAUAUACAAGAGGGAAAGAAUAAGCUAGCUUUGGAUGCCCUGCAGGAACAGGUGGGACUUCUGCAGAUAGCAGCAGAGAGUAGAAGCAAUCCGGAACCUCCCACCAAGAUAAAGACAGAGGCUACUGAGGAGAAGGUGCAGAAAAAGGUCGCCUUCAAGUUUAUGCCAUUUCCAGCAGCUGUUGGACCCCUCUCUUCGGAAAUACAGACUUUGUACCUGGCUUAUCUACAGGGUGGAGGCAGUGACCACAACAUCCUCCAUCAGAUGUAUGAGCUGCAAACAGAGGCCAUAGCACUGGAGAAAGGUGGAGCAAGGCCUAAGCACAGGGGCACAAAGAAGACACAUGAAGGAAGUCCCAGCACAUACCCACGGGGUUUGGAUGCUGAACUCCUAUCUAUUGAGCUGGAGAAUCAGCGACUGGAGGAUGAAAUAUUUAAGUUGAAGAUGCUAAAGGAAAGAAGGAAAAUGGAAGGUGGGCCUUCAGACACAGAGCUGACCAAGCUGCAACAGACACAUAUGGCGGAGGUGGCUCAUCUGCAUGCUGAGAUCGGCAGGCUUAGAAAUAACACUGAGGCGUUGAAGCCGCACUGGCCCAGAAAGGGGCCACCACCCAUCCUGCCUCCUCCUGUAGCCCCCCCUCUGCCACCUCCUCCACCCCAUCAUCCUCAUGGGCUAGCUGACCCUGCCUUUCUUGUUAGCAACAUGGACUCAGUGGGAUCAUCUGCCCCAGCUGCAAACCAGUACUUUCUGGAUCCCUCAGAGACCCUGGGACCAGCUCCAUAUGAUCCAGCGUCUGGCUUUGUGAUAUUCUAUGAUUUUCUUUUGGGCCUGGAUCCCAAAUUUCACCAUGUUUGCCUGGUCUCUAGUCUCUACCGUAAUGGGCAAGAGCUGGGCAAGCGCACCCCACUGCCAGUUGUCUCCUCUGAUAUGGGGCAGUUCUCGCAGAGUAUGAUGGAUGGACAAAAGGGGUGUUGUGCCAUCUUAGCGACCAGGCAACCAGUCCCAAGAGUUCUGCCUUCAGCUUCCAUCACUCUGGUGACUGAACUUCAAGCUUCUGGGGGAUUUGAUGCUUAUGGACUGGAGAUCCAGAAUCUAGUUCCUAGGGGAUGGGCCAAAAUCAACAUUUUUGACCAUCUGCACCAAGUGAUGAGCGGACACUGGAAGAUCCCUAUUCGUGUGCUGCCCGUGAAACCCAACUUUACAGCAGAGCAGUUGAAUGGGGUACCGCAGGCUGGAAAAGCAGAGCUUUACUUGCGACUGGUGAAUGCACGAGAUGCUGACAUGCAGUCAAUGGCUGAGAUCUAUCCUGGCAGUGCCCUCUUGUACAAAUACCCCCCCACAGUGUCCAGGCACACAGCAUCUCCUGCAGACUUCCCGCCAGCCCAGCGCUCUUUCCACCCUGCCCCCACCAACCUGUCCUUUUCUGUCUCUCCUUACACUGGCUUUGUUGACCCCCCUCCUAAUCAGGAACAGCCUCUCCAACACAAAUCUCAUGAAAGGUGA
Molecule: messenger RNA, 2208 nt
Organism: Varanus komodoensis (Komodo dragon)
Lineage: Eukaryota; Metazoa; Chordata; Lepidosauria; Squamata; Varanidae
Gene: CCDC17
Product: coiled-coil domain containing 17
Exons: 14
Coding region: 106-2208 (700 amino acids)
Source: RefSeq, a predicted model, not a curated record